AUGGUUGCUCUAUCAGAGGUCCAUUCAUCGAAUGAGGCCAUUCCAAAGACGCUACAACCGGACAUAGUGGCUGUUUUCGUUGGUGCGACCAGCGGAAUUGGUAAAGCGUCUCUUUUUCACUUUGCGCAGCACACCCGACAACCGCGAAUCUAUUUUAUCGGUCGCUCGCAGCAAGCCGCCGAUGAUAUCCUAAAGCAGCUUGAGGGUAUCAAUAUGGAUGGCCGGUACGAGUUCAUCAAAGCCGAUGUGAGUCUGCUUAAUGUCGUCGACGAAGUCUGCUCGAAGAUCCGCGAGAAGGAGAUACGGAUCGAUAUUCUGUUCCAGAGCCAAGGCACUCUAGACAUAAGCACAGAAACAACUGAGAAAUUGUCUCUCGUCAUGGCUCUCGGUUACUACUCUCGCAUGCGCUUCAUCGCCAAUUUACUUCCAAUGCUCCAACACUCAUCAAUAAGUCGAGUGGUGAUCGUUCUUGCAGGAACUAAAGAAGGACCUGUGAACACCAACGAUAUACCAGCAAAGAGGGUCCUACCCUGGAGAGCGCGUGGUCAUCUUUGUUCGAUGAUCACACUGACGCUCGAACAUUUUGCAAAACUGGCUCCUGAAGUAAGCUUUGUACAUGAUUACCCCGGUUUCGUGGACACGCCCCUUUCACAAUCGAUGAAGGGGGUCUUAGGAGCUGUUAUGAAAUCUGUGUUUCGGGUUACAAGUCUUUUCUCUACGAGAGAGUAUGUUUCUCUCGAUGAGACGGGUGAAAGACAUGUUUAUCUGGCGACAAGUGCGAGGUUUUCAUCGAAGAAGCCAAAGAUUUUGUCAUUACAGAAUAACUCUACACUGCUAGAUGUGGUGGAGAUUGCUGUUGGUAGUGAUGGAGCUGUUGGAAGUGGUGUCUACAUCGUGGAUGAGAAUUGUGAGAGUGGUGAUGCAGAUGUGCAGAGGGUUUUGAACACUCUCAGACGAGAUGGAAUAGAUGAGAAGAUAUGGGAGCAUAUGGAGAAAGAAUUUCUGAGAACCACUGGGAAGAAAGCGAUGUUGGGGGAGCAGUAA
Molecule: messenger RNA, 1044 nt
Organism: Penicillium atrosanguineum
Lineage: Eukaryota; Fungi; Ascomycota; Eurotiomycetes; Eurotiales; Aspergillaceae
Product: Helicase C-terminal
Exons: 2
Coding region: 1-1044 (347 amino acids)
Biological process (GO): secondary metabolic process
Source: RefSeq, a predicted model, not a curated record